Cololabis saira (Pacific saury) is the source of this 1841-nucleotide messenger RNA. RefSeq names its product family with sequence similarity 83 member D (gene sack1d). The transcript is spliced from 4 exons. The coding region runs from base 30 to 1811 and encodes 593 amino acids. Gene Ontology annotation, cellular component: cytosol; mitotic spindle pole. Lineage: Eukaryota; Metazoa; Chordata; Actinopteri; Beloniformes; Belonidae. The record is from RefSeq and is a predicted model, not a curated record. Gene Ontology annotation, biological process: protein localization to mitotic spindle; positive regulation of cell cycle G1/S phase transition; regulation of TOR signaling.
AGAGGACGAAGUUACCUGUAUACGCAGAGAUGGCGCUCUCCCAGUGUCUGGACGAAUCCCCGCUGAGGCCGGGCCCGGGGGGCCCGAGGCCGGCCGGGGCCGGGGAGCUGGACCUCCAGGAGGUGUACGACGAGCGGCACCGGCUGGCCCUGGAGCAGCUGCUGUCCGGGGGCCCCGCAGCCUUCACGGGCUUCCUGCGGGCGGAGCGGAUCCCCAACUUCCUCUCGGACGAGGAGCUGCAGCGGCUCGGCGGCGCCGCCGUGCCCCCGGCCGGGGCGUCCCUGCUCGGGGAGGACCUGGAGACGUCUCUGCGGGGCUCCCUGGACUGCUCCUCGGUCACAUACUUCCCCGAGAUGUCCGACCUGGAGCCGCCGGAGCUGGAGCUGGGCUGGCCCGCCUUCACCGCCGGCUCCUACCGCGGGGUGACCCGCGCCCUGGCGCACUUCCAGCCCGGACACGGAGACAGCAUCUACCGCUGCAAGGAGGCGGCCCGCCGCAUGAUCCGCAGCGCCAGAGAGGUCAUCGCCAUAGUGACAGACUCCCUGACAGACCUGGACAUCUUUAAGGAUCUCCAAGAAGCGUGCUCUCGCCGCAGAGUCCCCGUGUACAUCCUGCUGGACCAGGCGUCUGCUCCGGGCUUCCUGAAGAUGUGCAGGAAUGUGGACGUGCGGCUGGACGACCUGCAGGACAUGAGGGUGCGGACCAUCACGGGUACGACCUACUACACCAGAUCUGGAGCCAGGAUCACGGGGAAGGUCCACGAGAGGUUCAUGCUGAUUGAUGGGAACAGGGUGGCGACGGGCUCCUACAGGUUCAACUGGACCGACGGUAAACUGAACAGCAGCAACCUCAUCGAGCUCUCUGGUCAGAUAACUGAGAAGUUUGAUGAGGAGUUCCGCAUCCUGUACGCCCAGUCUCAGCCGGUGACUCCCGGCGCUGUGUUGGAGCAGCUCCUGCUCCAGCAGGCCCCCAGCCCGGCCCCCCGUGCCGCACCCAGCCCCCGUGUUCCCCCCAGCCCCGCCCCCCGUGCCGCUCCCAGCCCGGCCCCUCGCGCCCCACCCAGCCCCCGCACGCCCAGGCCUGCACAGCCGGCCUGUCUGACCAGCACGCCCACCCGUACGCCCAGGCCUGCACAGCUGACCAGCACGCCCACCCGUACGCCCAGGCCUGCACAGCUGACCAGCACGCCCACCCGUACGCCCAGGGCGUCAGUGCUGCAGGCUGGGCGGGAGGUGGGGGCCCCGGGGACCCCGGGGGCCGGUGGAGCCGGGCCUGGGUCCGGCCCCUGCAGCGAGGACGGGGACUGGGCCGUGCAGCCCCUCCAGGAGGAGAUCCUGGCUGGCAGCCCCACUCUCCAGGUCUCUGCAGAGCAGCUCGCAGAAGACGACGCCCCGGCGACCCCUGACCCCGUCUCCCGCCACGCCUGGACCCAGACCAGCUGGUCGGGGACGGACGGCUCCGCCCAGACCGACCUCAGCCCCGGCCCGGUCCAGGAAGGCUCUCCCGGCCCUGCCCGUGUCAGACGCAGCCCGCCCGGCCCCGGCCCUGCAGACGCUCCCCUGCAGGAAAGCUUCCACAAGCUGAGCCGGGAGCGCCAGCACCACUACUCCGCUAUCCGCUCCAAGCUGGAGCACAUGGUGGACACGAUGUCCCGGCGCCGCCAGCUGGCCGACGUCACCAACCUGAGCCCGGGGCUCGGCGCCGGCGGCCGGCCCAGGACACACAAGGACCCGGGCCAGGAGCCCGGCCCCCGGCUGCCCGUGGACGGCCUGGGGACGGGCACGUGGCCCAGGGCCAGGUGUGUGCACUAGCUCGCCCGGGCCGCUGGAGCGGAGCAGGCG